AUCAGUCGACACUCGUCCGCGUCGCCGGCAGAACGUACUCAUCCGAUUUCAAUAAAAAAAUCAUGUGACCUGAAAUAAUUGCUCCCCCCAAAAAUGUGAAAUAACUAAAUAAAAAUAAUCCAAAUGCGAAGAUAAUCCUGAAAACUAAAGUCCCAUCACCCCAGAUGCCUGUGAUCGAACCGAUCGUAUCGAUCGAUUGAUUAAAAAAGUGCGACAAAUUUUCACAAGCGGUAUAUUACCCCAGACAAUGGACAAAAUGACCUCAGUAAUACCGGGUAUUGACCGAAAAGUUCGGGUCAAGGGUCAAAGAAAUGAGAAAGUAUCCCCAAGUGAUGACUCGACUCGCGCUUUUUUAAAUUUUUCACGAGAAAAUCUUAAUGUUUCCCAAUCGGACAUUGAGCAAGGUAUCACCAGGAAAACGUCUAAAUGUUUAAAAAUAAAUCGCCAGAUGCUGUUGAGUUUGUUGGCAAUUUGUCUUGCAAUUGUGUGUCUCGCGUUUGAGGCGAUUAAGAUUAAAAAGAUAGUGAAUAAUGCGAGGGAUAUUGAAACGAUCAAAGCCGAUCUCCAGAACCUCAAGCAGAGGAUCUACGAGGAGAAUCUUCUGGAGGAAAUCAGAGCCUUCGAGCAACAGUUGUACCCCGACGAAGAUGAUUUCAAUGACACAGAUCUCGACGAUUACAACUCCAAUUACGACGACUACGACGCAAAUUCGAAUAAUUACGAAAACGAUUAUGAAACAACGUCAUCAAUGAGGAGUCAAUCUGCGGUAACAUCACGAUCGGUACCAAUUGCGGGAGAUGAAACAAUUUUAUGGAGUCAUCCUGAACCUGGAGAGACUGGUGAAGACGAGUCCAAGGAACAACACGCCAAGAUCAAACGAUUCAUAACGGAAGAACCGCCGAAUUUUUUGAAUAGUGAAGCAUUUCGCCGGUCUGGAUCACCAAGUCUCCAGGAUGAUACGAACAGACAAUCGACAAGGGCAAAUCCUGGUGGUGUGAUGUUUUCCAAGAAAUAUCACGAUGACAGACGUCUCAGGAUGCAGCAAAAGAAGCACGAUCUGAAGAAAUCCCUGGAGACGAGGGGCAAGUCUCGCAGACACAUCCGUCCAUCCCGUCAGAUAUUUGCUGCACAUUAUGGUGCUGACAGCACCCUUUUCCAAGGUGAUGACGAGCACACGGGGAACGGUCGUGCCAGGCACAACGAGGGCAUCUUCAAGGCUUGGAGGAGCAGCGAUUGGAUGGAUGAUCUUGGAAUGAAUCGGUAUUUCUCUCUAGCCACAGAUGGAAGAUUAACUGUUCAUGAGACUGGGCUCUAUCUCGUUUAUGCCCAGAUUCAUUACCUAGACGAGCAUGAUGAGAAUGGAUUCCAUUUGCUCGUCAAUGGGCGACCAAUUCUACAGUGCAUGGUCUACAGCCCUGGGAAUGGCCACAAAAGUAGAUCGUGCUUCUCAUCUCAAGUGACUUAUCUGUUAUCGAGCGAUCGUAUUGUUUUGAAAGAAGUUGGCCCUGCGAGAUAUACCCUGUUCCAACCCGAUAAAAGUUUCUUCGGUCUCGUUAAACUAGGUGAUAAUAGACAAACCCAAAAUCAAAACAAACACAACAGCUCGUUGCAUCCACAAACUACACCAGUUCUAUAGUUGUACGAUUAAUUCUACCUUUAUUUAUGAUCUUUCUACUAAUUUUGAUACGAGUAUUGUUUUUAGUGACGAAAUUUGUUGUAUCUAUUGUAAUGCUAUUAAUUAUGUGAUUAUGUAGUGAAGAA
Fopius arisanus is the source of this 1761-nucleotide messenger RNA. It is a transcript of the gene egr, whose product is annotated as TNF superfamily member 12 eiger. The coding region runs from base 248 to 1636 and encodes 462 amino acids. Gene Ontology annotation, cellular component: membrane. Gene Ontology annotation, molecular function: tumor necrosis factor receptor binding; receptor ligand activity. NCBI's taxonomy places the organism in Eukaryota, Metazoa, Arthropoda, Insecta, Hymenoptera, Braconidae. Gene Ontology annotation, biological process: immune response. The transcript is spliced from 4 exons. The record is from RefSeq and is a predicted model, not a curated record.